UCCUUCAUAGACAAAAGAGUUCCAACAACCUGAUUGGCCGGAACUCGACAGGUUGUCAGUUCAAACAAUAUGGACUCUCUCGCUACAGUUCAUGUUCUCGGAUACGGGAAAGUAGCGCCACUAUUGGACGUGACAGUGCAGUGUGUGGUGGCCAACCUGUCCUCUCUAUACAUAGAAAGCAUCAACUUGUUGCCAGGCAACCUGAAAGACAAAUGUCUGUAUCUGAUGUCAAAGAGAGGCUGCAUUACGGACGCAAAUCUUCCAAAAGUGUUGCAUGAGAAUCUUAGAGUGUUGGACUUAAGUGAGUCUGAUGUUUCUGACGAAGGAUUGCGACAUCUCUGUAAAUGUCCACAGCUACAGAAAAUUGACCUCAACUCUGCCAAACAAUCCCGGGUCAACAUCUCAUCUCAAGGCAUUAUUCAGCUAGCACAAAAUUGUCGCAAUUUACAGACAGUGUACCUCCGACGGUGUCUGAACCUGACAGACGAAGCCGUGAUAGCUCUGUCUACGAACUGUCCACAGCUCCGCUACCUCAAUGUGGGCGGGUGUACCAUGUUGACUGACAGAUGUCUGGAGGCCCUGGGGAGGAACUCACGAUUUCUGAAAUGUCUAAAUAUGGCCAACACCAAGAUUACAGACGCAGGCAUAAUGCAGAUAGCAACCGGUGACUGCAAACAAUGCUUGAAGGAAGUUCACAUCAAUGGAUGCCGGGAGUUGACGGAUGAGUCGGUGGAGGCCAUACUACAGUUCUGUCCCCAGAUCAACAUAUUCCUCUUCCACGGGUGUCCAAAAAUCACAGAAAUGGCCAGGGAAGCUUUGGAGAAUGUGACAAUAGAACGGAAUUCACCGAUGAAACAAGUCACGUGGACUAUUUACUGAAUCAUCUGCACAUGCGCAGACUUGGCCACGGUUAUAACUCCAUAGACUCAGUUCCUUGUCUGUGACCACAACCAGUUACCUAAAUUGUUUCCUUUUUAGUUAUGCAACAGAGGAACGUUUAUGCAUUCUUAUUUUUUUGUAUUUUUUACGAAAGGAAAAAAUGCAAAUCCUAAGAGCUUUUGAAUUUAAUAUUUCUCAUAUUGUAACAUAGAAUUCAAAGUGUAUAAAUCAAUUGGCUUUGUCUUAUGUCUGUAGGAGAGAUUGUGUGGAUAGAUGAGUGUACUCGCUGUUUGUAACGAAUCUUUGUAUGGAAGUACUCCCCAACCACCCCCACCCCCAAAUUGGCUGAGUAAGCUCACUUCAGACUUUAUUUAUAUAUGGUAGUUGAAGAUUUAUUGUAUUUCAAGUAUUUCAAUGACAAACUAACGGAGUAGAUUAUUUAUUUAUACCUUGUUGAUUUUUUUUUUUGAAGAUUAUGUUUAUUGUUCAUGUAUACAUUUUUAAAACAUA
This is a messenger RNA of Magallana angulata, 1389 nucleotides long. Its product is annotated as protein AMN1 homolog. The coding region runs from base 70 to 879 and encodes 269 amino acids. Gene Ontology annotation, cellular component: SCF ubiquitin ligase complex. Gene Ontology annotation, biological process: SCF-dependent proteasomal ubiquitin-dependent protein catabolic process. NCBI's taxonomy places the organism in Eukaryota, Metazoa, Mollusca, Bivalvia, Ostreida, Ostreidae. The transcript has 7 exons. The record is from RefSeq and is a predicted model, not a curated record. Gene Ontology annotation, molecular function: protein binding.